Molecule: messenger RNA, 999 nt
Organism: Morone saxatilis (striped sea-bass)
Lineage: Eukaryota; Metazoa; Chordata; Actinopteri; Moronidae
Gene: dzank1
Product: double zinc ribbon and ankyrin repeat domains 1
Biological process (GO): eye photoreceptor cell development
Molecular function (GO): protein binding
Source: RefSeq, a predicted model, not a curated record
GUUUCUGGAGGAAGCAGUUGGAUCACGUCUGUGCUCACCUGAGGAGUUACGCUCAGAACAACGCCCCCUUCAGGGCUCUGCUGGGAGAGCCUCGCCUGGGCCGGAUGGUUUCUGCUGUGAUUCAGGAAGAUCGCUACGAGGUCAGUGUGACCAUCAGCUUCGUGUCGGCGGGGCGGGAAGAGAAACAGGAGGCAGCGGGCGGCAGCGUUGGACCGACUGCAGGUCGGACUGAGACUCUGAGCAGCGUUACAGAGCGAUCCGCCGACAGCAGCGGUCUCAGUAAGAGUCUGGGAAGUGAUCAGUCCACAGGUGUGAUGAAACCUCCCAAACCAAACCCGACACCCAAACCUCCGGUGAAGGACGUUCAGCUGCUGAAGGAGCUCGGUCCGGGUCAGGGUGAGAUCAGCAUCAUCCAGCAGCUCUUGGAUCAGGGGGCGGAUCCUUCCUGCUGCGGCAGCGAUGGCAGACACGCACUGGCGGUCGCCGUGGUGAACGGGCACCAUGAUGUACUUCCUGUUUUAGUGCAGCGUGGAGCCGACGUGGACCAGCAGUCGGGACAGAUGAAGAACUCUGCUCUGCAUGAAGCUGCAGUUUUGGGCUCUGAAGGUCUGCAGUCCGCUAAAGUCCUGCUCAGCCUGAAGGCCGGCGUGCGGCGGAGGAACGCCAGCGGUCUGACGGCGUACGACUUGGCGGUGAACUCCGGCUGCAACGACAUGGCGUCUCUGCUGGCUGCUCAGACCGGACUGGACUUACUGGGAAAACUGGGAAAACCCAAACUGAACCUGGACGUGUUCUGACUGGAUGCUCUGUAGCACAGGAUGUACCGACUCAUUGAUCGGAAACUGAUCGGAAACAGCUUGUUUGAUUUGUUACUAAAUAAAUAAACAGCGUCUGAUGUUUUUUUAAAUGAUUAUUAAUUUCCUGUAAGACUGUUGACCUAAAUAAACUGGCUUUCAGCUUCAUCUCAUGGUCUUCAUCAGCCAAACACACUCAUCACGU